AUGCAAUUUUGUGUGACAAUAUGGCCGAACCAGCUCUCAUCACUGGUCUCUGUCAUGCUUGCGCUGGCUGCUCUCAUUGCGGGUUCAUACUGCACGCUCUUGCCCUUCGUCGGCUUCUUCAUCCGGCUCACAAAAAGCGUCGUUCUCAACGACGCGCUCACUCUGUUUUACGCCGUCGUCUACUGGGCGCCCUUCUCGUUUGUCAUGAACGUCUACGCGCGCCUCUUCCUCUCGCACAAGGUGGCAACCUUCCGGAAUGCCCGCCCCUCCUUCGUCAAGAAGAACGCCUACAACUACUCGUCCGACACCGACAUCUUCUACUCCAAGGAUUACUCCGACCUGGACGACUCGUUAGAAGAAUGGGGCACCGUCGAGUACCUUCCCUUUGUGUACAACGCCGUCCUCAACAAGUACAAUACCCGACUCAACUUUAAGCAGGACCUGCACGGGCCGCUGCUUGAUCUUGUCACCCAUUCGACCGACGACGAGUUCCGCGUCCUCGACAUCGGACCUGGGACGGGCAACUCGACGAUGGACAUCUCGUCCGCACUGCGCAACGCGUGCGUCUGCUGCCUCGACAUCUCGGAGCGGCUGCUCAAGAUGUGCAAGGCGCGCAAUCCGCACGCGUACUGCUUCAAGGGCUCGAUGGAGGACACUCUCUUUGAGGAUGACUCUUUCGACGUCGUCUACAACUUUGGCGGCAUCAACGAGACCGACAUCGACAAGUCGCUAGCUGAGACGUGGCGUAUCGCCAAGCCCGACUCACUGAUCGUGCUCGCCGACGAGAACUUCGACGCGACCUCAUGGCUGAGGAAGCUGUGGGUGGUGUUCAUCUCCAACCUGACCUUCAUCCACAGCUACUACUGGGACAUGACCGCCUCGCGCCAGCCCAAGCAGCCCUUCCCCAAGAUUCGCAGUUGGCUCAAAUCGCAUGCGGGUGAGUACGAGGUGCUCUACGACGGAGUCAAGCCCGGCCUGUUCUUUACAAUGGUGAUCCGCAAGACCUCGGCCAAGACUCGCAAGCGCGGUCCCCAGCCUGCCAUCCCCGUCUUCCGCCUAGUCGACUCUGGCACUGUGAUGUGAGGCUUCGGCCGCUGUGCGUUGCUGUGCGAAAGUAGACGAGGAGAGGCGUGGCGCGCACAUGGACAGCGCUCGCUCUUUAGUCUGUCUACUUUGUUUACUAUCCCAUGUGUGAACAAAAAACAAUGUAUUUUACAUACUUCUU
Emiliania huxleyi CCMP1516 is the source of this 1225-nucleotide messenger RNA. RefSeq lists its product as hypothetical. The coding region runs from base 1 to 1083 and encodes 360 amino acids. The record is from RefSeq and is a predicted model, not a curated record. Lineage: Eukaryota; Haptophyta; Isochrysidales; Noelaerhabdaceae. The transcript is spliced from 5 exons.